GGUGGAGAAGCCUCGGCAGGGGGCGGCAUGUGAGCGCCAGAAGGCAGGGAUUUCACGGAAAUGAAAGUGGAAGCAAACAGCUUGCGAGCAGAACCUCCUGAGGUGUAUUUCCGGUCGUGCUGGGGCUGAGAGAGACCACAGCCCUUUGGGGGGUACAAGCAAGAGUUAAGUUGCUGUGAAUUCUGCCACCGUGCCCAGCUCUGAAGCCUCAGCUCUUGCCAAACAGACCCAUGUCAGCCCCGCUGGAUGCCGCCCUCCGCGCCCUUCAGGAGGAGCAGGCCAGACUCAAGAUGAGGCUGCAGGAGCUGCAGCAGCUGAGAAAGGAGCUCGGGGACUCCCCCAAAGACAAGGUCCCAUUUUCAGUGCCCAAGAUCCCCCUGGUAUUCCGAGGACACACCCAGCAGGACCCGGAAGUGCCUAAGUCUUUAGUUUCCAAUUUGCGGAUCCACUGCCCUCUGCUUGCGGGCUCUGCUCUGAUCACCUUUGAUGACCCCAAAGUGGCUGAGCAGGUGCUGCAACAAAAGGAGCACACGAUCAACAUGGAGGAGUGCCGGCUGCGGGUGCAGGUCCAGCCCUUGGAGCUGCCCAUGGUCACCACCAUCCAGGUGUCCAGCCAGUUGAGUGGCCAGAGGGUGUUGGUCACUGGAUUUCCUGCUAGCCUCAGGCUGAGUGAGGAGGAGCUGCUGGACAAGCUAGAGAUCUUCUUUGGCAAGACUAGGAACGGAGGUGGCGAUGUGGAUGUUCGGGAGCUGCUGCAAGGGAGUGUCAUGCUGGGGUUUGCUAGGGAUGGAGUGGCUCAGCGUCUAUGCCGAAUUGGCCAGUUCAUAGUGCCACUGGGUGGGCAGCAGGUCCCUCUGAGAGUCUCUCCGUAUGUGAAUGUGGAGAUCCAGAAGGCUGAGAUCAGUUCGCAGCCAGUUCCCCGCUCGGUACUGGUGCUCAACAUUCCUGAUAUCUUGGAUGGCCCGGAGCUGCACGACGUCCUGGAGAUCCACUUCCAGAAGCCCACCCGUGGGGGCGGGGAGGUAGAGGCCCUGACAGUCAUACCCCAAGGACAGCAGGGCCUAGCAGUCUUCACCUCUGAGUCAGGCUAGGGGCCUCCCCUUCUCAUCCUCCCCACCCCCCUGCCGAGGUUCUCAUACUGGGCUGGGCUUGGGUGCCCAUAUAGGAGGUCUGUAUGUUCACCAACAGUGGGGAGGGAUCACACAUUGCGAAACACUGCCCAGAACAGUAAAAAGAGCCUGCACGCCA
This is a messenger RNA of Pongo pygmaeus (Bornean orangutan), 1248 nucleotides long. It is a transcript of the gene IFI35, whose product is annotated as interferon induced protein 35. The record is from RefSeq and is a predicted model, not a curated record. The transcript is spliced from 7 exons. Bases 231 to 1091 code for a protein of 286 amino acids. Gene Ontology annotation, cellular component: nucleus. NCBI's taxonomy places the organism in Eukaryota, Metazoa, Chordata, Mammalia, Primates, Hominidae.